Prorocentrum cordatum is the source of this 866-nucleotide messenger RNA. The record is from the annotation of a GenBank genome assembly. NCBI's taxonomy places the organism in Eukaryota, Dinophyceae, Prorocentrales, Prorocentraceae.
UCUUUUGGCACCCCAACUGUGCGUCACCCUCAGCCGCAAUGGAUCGACAAAAUGAAAAAUAAGCUGCUAGAGGUUACGGUCAAUACACGCCAGGGUGCGCCAGGGUAGAACCAUGCUGCGCACCAAAGUGAAAUACCGCCGACAUUGCCGUGCUCUUGCUAUACAAGGCACGCUGCAAAUGCAGAGACAAAACACAACGAGUCUGCACGGCCAGCUUGAACAGAGUAAAAAUACAUUCAAGACAAUCAGAAUUGUACUGGCCUCAGAGGUUCCUUGGCCGCCCGUGGCGGCUGUGCCCUUCAGCUGGGGCGACCGGCACGGGGGCGGCAGUGGACCAGCUGCUGGCCGAAAGCGCGAGCGCGAACUGGCGUGGAUACAGGCCCAGGCUUCUGGCGAAUCGAGCACAUCGAUGGUCGAUGAACCGCGGGGAUAGAAGCGGCAGCCGAGCGCAGGCGAGGACGGAAGCUGGCCAGAUCUCCGGCGUCCUGAGACAAUCACGGCGGCCGCCCUCUCAGAGCCCGGCCCCUGGACGCUCCAUGGCCCGCGAUGGACCCCGGGACAAUCGGCAGGCGACCCGCGGCGAGAGACUUGCGCUGAGGAUCGGGCCGAGAGCCCUGCACGGCUCGCACCGUGAAGCAAUCACGACGACGGAGGUCCGUGUGGCAGGCGCUUGGCCGCUUCCUGGGCCUGAGCUGCGCAGGGCGAGCCGCGCUAGAGAGCGAUUGAGGGCGUGUGCUGCCAGGGUUCGCGGGGACAUGGCCACCAACCCGGCCUGGAACGCGCCACAGAAGAGGAAACACGGCAUAAACAUCUUCGGAGGCGCGUGUGGAGUUCUUGGUUCGGCGCUGGACCCCCCUGGCAGCGCC